AUGUCCGCCAGUUUCGGAGAAAAACUGCUCCAAGAAGUUCAUGAAGAAAGUUUAGAAGAGUUGCUACAUGACUUGAAAGUGCUACAUCGAGAGCAUUCGGGGACCACCAAAACCCGCCUUGGUGUCUCGCCCAUUGAUGAGCUUCUAGAGCUUUUUGGGACGUAUUCUCAGCCACUGCAUGGCCUACCCGGGACAAGGGAGGAUAUUGUUGCUGAUCCGGAUGGCGAUACCGUCGCUGGAGAAAACCACGAGCCGGCACAUCUUGAAGUGCCCGUUCAUCCGGCAUUUCCUAGUCGGCCUUAUACCAUCCUAGAGAUAUCUAGCACAUGCUCUGCGGCUGGCAAGUCCCAGGUAUUAUAUUAUCUAGCUGCUCUGGCAGUGCUACCGUCCAGAUUCAACGGAAUCCCGCUCAAUGGAUCCAAUUCCGCCGUAGUCUUUAUUGACACUGACGGCCGUUUCGAUGCUGAGCGUCUACGCACUGUCGCCCGCGGGAUUGUUCUGGACAAACUUGAAAACACAAGUGAUGCUGAUACUGAAAACCACGGAGCUGUUGAAGCUAUGACUUUUGCGUCUCUACAGCACAUCCACGUUUUUCGGCCGCAGUCGUCUUUGGCAUUACUCGCUACAUUGCAAUCCCUGGACGCAUAUCUGCUUGACCUUUCCCGUCAUGCUUCAGGUAACCGGGCCCUUCGGGCUAUAAUGAUCGACAGUGCAACUGCCUUCCUCUGGCAAGACAAGCUGCAAGAUGAGAUCGCGCGCACUGAGGAUAUUGGCCGGUCAGCGGCGGAAAUAGAACGCGAGCGUCUCCAGAGAGAGAAAUUUUACCUCGCAGAUAUAUACGCGGACUUGGUCACAAGUUUGAAACAGCUGCAGAGCACAUUUGAUUGCGAUGUCAUAUAUACUGCUACCUCUUUUGGUGGUAGAUCAACGGAGAAUCCAUCUAUGCCGUAUGGCUCGUAUAACCCGCUAGAUACUGCACUCCAGACACCGUCUUUUCGUUCUCCGUUACCCUCUCCUUGGGGAUUGUUUCCUACACUCCGGCUGGUGCUGCAACGAAAAGUGCUUCGUCCGUUCCCACCCGGUGCGACUGUCCAAGAGGCGGAGAGGGAUGCGCCUAUGCGGCAGAAGGUGGCUAUGCGAGGGGAGUUCUUGGGGUUUGUGAAUGGGUGGGGACGAGAGGAUUGGCCACGAAGGAGAUUGGAAGAGCUGAAGAGGCGAGGAGCACAGUUCACGUUCAAUGUUGGGCAAAACAGCGUCACAUUGAACUGA
Messenger RNA from Aspergillus nidulans FGSC A4, 1269 nucleotides. RefSeq names its product putative Rad51 family DNA repair protein. Bases 1 to 1269 code for a protein of 422 amino acids. NCBI's taxonomy places the organism in Eukaryota, Fungi, Ascomycota, Eurotiomycetes, Eurotiales, Aspergillaceae. Gene Ontology annotation, biological process: DNA repair; double-strand break repair via homologous recombination. The record is from RefSeq and is a predicted model, not a curated record. Gene Ontology annotation, cellular component: replication fork; Rad51B-Rad51C-Rad51D-XRCC2 complex. The transcript is spliced from 2 exons.